Messenger RNA from Ichthyophthirius multifiliis, 510 nucleotides. RefSeq lists its product as hypothetical. Lineage: Eukaryota; Ciliophora; Oligohymenophorea; Hymenostomatida. The transcript has 2 exons. The record is from RefSeq and is a predicted model, not a curated record.
AUGAAUAUUCAAAUAGAUUAUAAUAAUUUAUCGAUAACAAAAUAAAACUAAUAGCAAAUUGAACAUGAUAUGCUUAAGGAAAAUAUUUUAAGAAAUUCAAAUAAAAGUUAAAUAUUAGAAUCUCCUUCUUAUUAAUUUAAAAUGCCUUAUAAUCCUUAUAUUUUUACUCCAAACAGCAAUAAUAAGAAUUUUAUUUUUUAAAAUUCUCCUUUUCCAUUAUAAAUUUAAGCCACUCCAAAUAAUAAUAAUAAUAAUUUUAUUUUUUAAAGCAAGAACAAAGAAAAUAUUCUCGAAAACUCACCAAAUUUUUACAAUCCUUAAUAAAAAAAUAGAGAAUUUGCAGUUCCUAAAAUGUAUAGAAGUGCAAAUAAACAAAAUUUUACAAAAUCAAAUAAUUUAAUAGAUUAUGCAGCUAAUAUAAUAUCGAAAUAGAUAUAAACAGAAGAUAAAAAUAAAAAAAUAAUAAUUUAAUAACCUAAAUUUAUCAUAGAAUUUAAUGAUAAAAUUUGA